AUAGGCAACACAUGUACACGCGUGAACGCAUUAUACGCCGCGCCCAUUAUUUCUAUACAUGCCACAAAAUUUAGCCACAAUUUGCCACAAAGUUAUAUCGAGUCUAAUCGAACUCGGACGGUAUCAAAUUCAGAGGUCUGUUUCCACUUGAACCGUACACGAAAUUCAAAAACAAAAAGAGAACCGACGCAGAAAAUGGGCUCAUCGAGCUCGUCUCUGGCUAGUGGUUCUGGUCGCUACACUUUCAGACUGUUUUUUUACGAUGAGGUGGAUAACAAUGAGUCUGCUGGCAAAGACCAUUCCAUGACGAAUGAUGAAAUGCACGAGACAUUUGGGAAACUGACAGACACGUCAGAAGUGAUCCAGGAGGUUUCCUAUUACAUUAAUCCGCUGAACAAUUGGCAACUGUACAACGGCAAGGUGAAACCAACUGGUUUGGAAUUCUUGUGGGGCAACUGGCAUCACGCGUACAUCGUUUUCAAAACGGACAAGUGGUGGUGGUCCGUCGAGAAAAACGACACCUGCGUCGCAAUUCAGCGCACGAACCGAAUCCAAUUCGUUCGCGACAUGUACUGCAGAGCGGAUCGCCGGACAGCCUUAUUAUGGGCCAAAAUCGAUUGCGCCAAAAGCAAAACAGGCCAGAGCCGGACAGUGAAAGAACUCCUUGAACACUUACAAGCCCGCAACUAUGUGAAUCAAGAGUACCAUGUUACAUCGGAAAACUGCCAGCAUUUCGCUGACAAUAUUUACGACUUCCUCUGAUAUAGUUCUUGAUAUAUGGAAUCACCACCGUGACUGGCCAAUCGCCAUUGAUUCUAUAAUAGCCCCAGCAUCCGUGCAUAUUAUAUUAGUCUUGUCUUGAUCCCUCCGCGGACACAGUUGCAUUUCUAUACUGCAGAGAAUUUGUGAAUAUUGAAUACGAUAUGACAUUUGUGUCUAUGCAAUAGUGAAUGGCAGUUGUAUAAUACGUAUUUGAUCAAAUCUAAGACAUAAAUGAUAUUCACGGUCGUGCUUUAUCUUUGCAUCAAGUUUUUCGUGCAUAGUCCGCCAGCCCACAGCAGCAUACGAGUUAUUGCCGACCCGCGUUGUUAACCUUUGAUUCUAUAACGUGGUUGCAUCCGCAGUUUGAACGAAAUCGGGCACAG
Molecule: messenger RNA, 1145 nt
Organism: Daphnia pulex (common water flea)
Lineage: Eukaryota; Metazoa; Arthropoda; Branchiopoda; Diplostraca; Daphniidae
Exons: 2
Coding region: 196-762 (188 amino acids)
Source: RefSeq, a predicted model, not a curated record